GCAGCGCCGCCGGCUCCGCCUAGCGCUCCGCAGACUGCGCCCAGCAGUGCCGCCGGCUCCCACCCGUCGAUGCCUGCUUACAGGGAGCCGGCAGAGCGCAGACGCGCGGUGACGUCACGGGAGGCGUCCGGCGUAGGCGAAACCUUUUGAAUCUAUCUGGCGGGAGUUGCUGCUGCAGGGCGAGCUGUACAGCAAUGGAGUCCGCCUCGGCAAGUGAGGAGAAUGAAAGAGGUGCGGCGAUAGAGGAGUGCGUGAGUAGGAUCCCGGUACCAAGACCACCCUCCAUUGAGGAGUUCACCAUAGUGAAGCCCAUUAGCCGUGGUGCAUUCGGAAAAGUGUACCUGGGACAGAAAGGCGGCAAGUUGUACGCAGUGAAGGUUGUCAAAAAGGCAGACAUGAUCAAUAAAAAUAUGACUCAUCAGGUACAAGCUGAGAGAGAUGCCCUGGCACUGAGCAAAAGCCCUUUUGUUGUGCAUCUGUAUUACUCACUGCAGUCAGCAAGCAACGUCUACUUGAUAAUGGAAUAUCUUAUUGGUGGAGAUGUCAAGUCUCUCCUACAUAUAUAUGGUUAUUUUGAUGAAGAGAUGGCUAUAAAAUAUAUUUCUGAAGUAGCAUUGGCUUUAGACUACCUACACAGACAUGGAAUCAUUCAUAGGGAUUUGAAACCGGACAAUAUGCUUAUUUCCAAUGAGGGUCAUAUUAAACUGACAGAUUUUGGCCUUUCCAAAGUUACUUUGAAUAGAGGUAAGAAUGAUAGCAG
Molecule: messenger RNA, 760 nt
Organism: Mus caroli (Ryukyu mouse)
Lineage: Eukaryota; Metazoa; Chordata; Mammalia; Rodentia; Muridae
Source: RefSeq, a predicted model, not a curated record